AUGGGCGCCGCGGCCGCAAAAACGGAGAAACCCGCAGAAACGUCUCACGGAACGGCUCCUUCAAGCCAAGUCUGGUGGUCGAAUGGCACAUUCUUCAUCUUGGUCCACAUAGCGGCGCGGCCGGUAUGUGUGCCACGAAACACGCUGGUGCUCGCUGUGGUGCUGUGGCAGGCAGCGUCGAUGGGCAUUACCGUUGGUUACCAUCGCCUGUACUCGCACCGCGCGUUCCGCGCGACCCUGCCUGUGCGAAUGUUCGUGGCCGUUCUCGGAGCGAGCGCGUUCCAGGGGUCUAUCAAGUGGUGGUGCUUGCGGCAUAGAUUGCAUCAUCGAUUUACAGACGACCCACGUCAUGACCCGUACGCAGCAACGCGAGGAUUGCUGUGGAGUCAUAUGGGAUGGAUUUUCUUCAAAUCACAGUACGAACGCAUGGCGAGCAUUGACCGCGAUGACCUGGAAGACGACAUAGUCGUUCGGCUCCAGCACAAAUACUACGUGCCGCUCGCCCUUACCAUGGGUUUCUAUAUUCCGCCUAUCACCGGGAUGCUUUGGGGUGACCCAGUGGGAGCAUUCAUAUAUGGCGGGCUUGUAUCCAGGCUACUCAUAUGGCACUGCACAUUCCUUGUCAACUCUCUCGCGCACUGGGACGGGCUCCAACCGUACUCUGAUGAGAACACAUCGAAAUCUAACUUUGUGCUGGCUCUUCUGACCUGCGGGGAGGGCAAUCACAACUUCCAUAGUUUUCCGCAUGACUACCGUUCUGGCCCCUCCCCGUACGACUGGGACCCGUCCAAAUGGGCGAUCGCUCUGCUGGACUCCGUCGGCCUCGCGUCCAAUCUCCGAAGGGCCAAGGUGAAGAGGUGCUCGCCGCCCGAGAGCACAUGUCCCGUUCCUGCCCAUGAGGACGGCAGUUCCGAGAACCGAUGGACAGGCGACAUCUGGACGAAGGCGGAGCUGAACGAGUUCGUCAAGGCCAAUGCGCAGCGAUGCAUACUCCACCUUGGCGGCUACGCUGUGGACGUCACCGACUAUGUCGAGGAGCAUCAGUUCGGCGCUAGGGCCACAAGUCCCGAAGUCGAUACGGAUGUUUUGAAUGAGGACACACAUGACGCGAACUGGGCUUUCUUCGGUGGUAUCAACAAACACUCUCAAGCGGCGAGGAGGAGAAUGCGCCGGCUUCGCAUCGCCAAAGUGCAGUAG
Molecule: messenger RNA, 1197 nt
Organism: Epithele typhae
Lineage: Eukaryota; Fungi; Basidiomycota; Agaricomycetes; Polyporales; Epitheliaceae
Exons: 15
Coding region: 1-1197 (398 amino acids)
Biological process (GO): unsaturated fatty acid biosynthetic process
Cellular component (GO): endoplasmic reticulum membrane
Molecular function (GO): iron ion binding; stearoyl-CoA 9-desaturase activity
Source: RefSeq, a predicted model, not a curated record